Triplophysa dalaica is the source of this 12218-nucleotide messenger RNA. RefSeq names its product trio Rho guanine nucleotide exchange factor b (gene triob). Gene Ontology annotation, cellular component: cytoplasm. Gene Ontology annotation, molecular function: protein kinase activity; ATP binding; guanyl-nucleotide exchange factor activity. Gene Ontology annotation, biological process: protein phosphorylation. Lineage: Eukaryota; Metazoa; Chordata; Actinopteri; Cypriniformes; Nemacheilidae. The record is from RefSeq and is a predicted model, not a curated record.
UCGCUGAAACUCAGGAGCGCCGCCGAUCGGUACCGACACCUCUCCUCCUCGAGAGCCAAGAUGGAGGGUCCGCGUUUCGCGAUCACAGGGACGAAUCCGCGCACGCCGUUCUCUGCUUUUCAAUGAAGAGGAAUUUUCGAUCAGUGUCUUCAUCUCGGAAACCCGAAGCCGUUCCUUUCGUUUGGAGAGUUUUUUCUCGGGGAGAAUAAUUGAUCCGAGGAUGAGCUCGGGGGAGGGAGAGGACACAUCUAAGGAGGCGGCCGACAUAGCGGCGUUUUUUAAAUCCGAAUGCUCUCUUCCAAAAUGUGAACCCAAGCUUGAAUUACCCAGUCACACAGGGUUCCACAGGAAUGAAGACAUGAAGGCCAUUGAAGUUCUGCCCAUUCUUAAGGAGAAGGUGGCAUUCUUAUCAGGUGGACGAGAUCGCCGGGGAGGGCCAGUCCUCACGUUUCCUGCCAGGAGUAACCAUGACAGAAUACGACAAGAGGACCUCAGGCGGCUUAUUGCGUACCUCGCAGGCAUCCCCAGCGAGGAGGUGAGCAGGCAUGGUUUCACGGUCAUCGUGGAUAUGCGAGGAUCCAAAUGGGACUCCAUCAAACCCCUGCUGAAGAUCCUUCAGGAAUCCUUUCCUUCCUGCAUCCACGUCGCGCUCAUCAUCAAACCAGACAACUUCUGGCAGAAGCAGAGGACGAACUUUGGCAGUUCCAAGUUUGAAUUUGAAACAAUCAUGGUGUCCCUUGAGGGUUUGACCAAAGUGGUUGAUCCCUCCCAGCUGACUCCAGAUUUCGACGGAAGUCUGGACUACGACCACGAGGAGUGGAUCGAGGUUCGAGUGGCAUUCGAGGAGUUUACGGGCAAUGCAGCUCGUGUCCUGGGCCGUUUGGAAGAACUCCAGGACAUGGUAUCCCAAAGAGACCUGCCGUCCGACCUGGACGGCUCUCGGCGGGCCAUGGACGAGCACGCCUCGCUGAAGAAGAAGGUUACCAAAGCUCCGGUGGAGGAGCUGGACACGGAGGGCCAACGUCUCCUCCAGCGGAUCCAGAGUGGGGAUAAAGGCAGAGGAGAUAUCCAGGGUUUAGCUCCUAAAGUCCAGGCACUACUGGAUAAACUCCACGUCACAAGACAAAAUCUGCAUCAGUCCUGGCACAUGCGCAAGGUCAAACUGGAUCAGUGCUUCCAACUAAGACUCUUCCAGCAGGACGCUGAAAAGAUGUUUGAUUGGAUCGUCCACAAUAAAGGUCUGUUCCUUAACACGUACACAGAGAUUGGAAGCAACCAUCAGCACGUGCUUGAGCUGCAGACCCAGCACAACCACUUCGCAAUGAACUGCAUGAAUGUGUAUGUGAACAUCAGCCGGAUCAUGUCGGUGGGGAACAGGCUUCUGGAGGGGGGUCAUUAUGCGACGCAGCAGAUCCAGCAGAUCUCCGGUCAACUGGAGCAGGAGUGGAAAGCGUUUGCCGCUGCUCUCGACGAGAGGAGUGCGCUGCUGGAAAUGUCUGCUAACUUCCACCAGAAAACAGACCAGUACAUGAGCAACAUGGAAUCGUGGUGUAAGGCAUGCGGAGAGGGAGACCUUCCUUCUGAGCUGCAGGACCUUGAGGACACCAUCCAUCACCACCAGGGUCUCUAUGAACACAUCAAUGCUGCCUAUUCUGAGGUGAGUCAGGAUGGCAAAGCACUGCUAGAUAAGCUGCAGCGCCCUUUGACCCCAGGCAGCGCCGAUUCGCUGACGGCCUCGACUAACUACUCCAAGGCGGUACACCACGUUCUGGACAUCAUUCAUGAGGUUCUGCAUCAUCAGAGGCAGCUGGAAAACAUCUGGCAACACCGCAAACUCCGCCUUCACCAACGCCUGCAGCUCUGCGUCUUCCAGCAGGACGUCCAGCAGGUUCUAGAUUGGAUUGAAAACCAUGGCGAGGCGUUUCUCAGUAAACACACAGGAGUGGGGAAGUCUCUCCACAGGGCUCGAGCACUGCAGAAACGUCACGAGGACUUCGAAGAAGUGGCUCAGAACACAUACACCAAUGCUGAUAAACUCCUGGAGGCGGCAGAGCAGCUGGCUCAGACGGGCGAGUGUGACCCCGAGGAGAUCUAUCAGGCGGCCCAUCAGCUGGAGGACCGUAUCCAGGACUUCGUAAGGCGCGUGGAGCAGCGUAAAGUCCUACUCGACAUGUCGGUGGCCUUCCAUACUCACAGCAAAGAGCUGUGGACGUGGUUGGAGGAGCUUCAGAAGGAGUUAUUGGAUGAUGUUUAUGCUGAAUCAGUGGAGGCGGUGCAGGAGCUCAUCAAACGCUUCGGUCAGCAACAGCAGACCACCCUGCAGGUCACCGUCAAUGUCAUUAAAGAGGGCGAGGAUCUCAUCCAGCAGCUCAGAGACUCAGCGAUCUCCAGCAAUAAGACUCCUCACAACAGCUCUAUGGCUCAUAUCGAGAGCGUCCUGCAGCAGCUGGAUGAAGCUCAGGCUCAGAUGGAGGAACUGUUUCAGGAACGCAAGAUCAAACUGGAGCUUUUCCUGCAGCUCAGGAUCUUUGAACGGGAUGCGAUUGAUGUGAUCUCAGACCUGGAGUCAUGGAAUGAAGAGCUGUCUCAACAGAUGAAUGACUUCGACACUGAAGAUCUGACGCUAGCCGAACAGAGACUGCAGCAUCACGCUGAUAAAGCUCUCACCAUGAACAACCUCACCUUCCACGUCAUCCACCAGGGACAGGAGCUGCUGCAGUAUGUCACGGAGGUUCAGGCCUCAGGUGUGGAAUUGCUGUGUGAUCGUGAUGUUGACAUGGCCACACGGGUGCAGGACCUGUUGGAUUUCCUGCAUGAGAAACAGCAGGAGCUGGACGCAGCCGCAGAGCAGCACAGACGUCACCUGGAGCAGUGCGUUCAGCUCCGUCACCUGCAGGCCGAGGUCAAACAGGUGCUGGGUUGGAUUCGUAAUGGAGAAUCGAUGCUGAAUGCAGGACUCAUCACAGCCAGCUCACUGCAGGAGGCAGAACAGUUACAGAGGGAACAUGAGCAGUUUCAACAUGCUAUUGAGGUACCAAACAAUACAAUAAAUGAAUUGCAUUAUUAAAAAAACAAGAACAAAGUUUGUAUCAGUUUCGUGAGUACUCUUCACGUUCAUGUUUUCUGUCGUGCUGGUGUUUCUGUGCAGAAGACCCAUCAGAGUGCUCUCCAGGUGCAACAGAAGGCCGAGGCUCUGUUACAGGCCAACCACUAUGACAUGGACAUGAUCCGCGACUGCGCUGAGAAGGUGGCGUCUCAUUGGCAGCAGCUCAUGCUGAAAAUGGAGGACCGGCUCAAACUGGUCAAUGCUUCAGUAGCCUUUUACAAGACCUCAGAGCAGGUGUGUAGUGUGUUGGAGAGUUUAGAGCAGGAAUACAAGCGAGAGGAGGACUGGUGCGGAGGCACCGAUAAACUAGGACCAAACUCAGAAUCUGACCAUGUGACCCCCAUGAUAAGCAAACACCUGGAGCAGAAAGAGGCCUUCCUCAAGGCGUGUACCUUGGCCAGACGCAACGCUGACGUCUUCUUGAAGUACCUGCACAGAAACAGCGUGAAUAUGCCGGUGCUCGCGCACGUCAAAGCACCUGAACAACAAGUGAAAAACAUCUUAAAUGAGUUGCUGCAGAGGGAGAACCGGGUUCUGCACUUCUGGACCAUGAGAAAGAGGAGACUUGACCAGUGUCAGCAGUAUGUGGUGUUUGAAAGAAGCGUUAAACAGGCUUUGGAGUGGAUCCACGACACAGGAGAAUUCUACCUGUCCACACACACUUCCACAGGAUCAACUAUACACCACACACAGGAGCUCCUGAAGGAACAUGAGGAAUUCCAGAUCACAGCCAAGCAAACCAAAGAGCGGGUGAAGUUGUUGAUCCAGCUCGCCGAUGGUUUUUGUGAAAAGGGCCACUCCCAUGCGGGCGAGAUUCAGAAAUGGGUCGCCUCUGUGGACAAGCGCUACCGUGACUUUUCCGUCCGCAUAGACAAGUACCGUUCCUGCCUGGAGAAAGCGCUCGGCCUGGUCACAGACUCCAACAAAGCGAGUAAAGAUCUUCAGUUGGACAUCAUUCCAGCCAGUGCUCCUGGUGCGGAUGUCAAAUUCAGAGAUGCCAACCAUGAGCUCAAUGAGGAGAAGCGCAAAUCAGCCCGCAGGAAAGAGUUUAUAAUGGCAGAGCUCAUUCAGACUGAGAAGACAUAUGUGAGAGACCUGCGCGAGUGUAUGGAAACAUACCUGUGGGAGAUGACCAGUGGUGUGGAGGAGAUUCCCUCAGGGAUCGUCAACAAAGAGCACAUCAUCUUUGGCAACAUGCAAGACUUAUACGAGUUCCACCAAAACAUUUUCCUCAAAGAGUUGGAGAAAUAUGAGCAACUCCCAGAAGAUGUGGGUCACUGUUUCAUCACAUGGGCGGAUAAGUUCCAGAUGUAUGUGAAUUACUGUAAGAACAAGCCUGACUCCACUCAGCUCAUCCUGGAGCACGCCGGCAACUAUUUUGAUGAAAUCCAACAAAGGCACCGACUGGCCAACUCCAUCUCGUCUUAUCUUAUUAAACCAGUUCAGAGGAUCACCAAAUACCAGCUACUGUUGAAGGAACUGUUGACGUGUUGUGAGGAGGGUAAAGGAGAGAUAAAAGAUGGCCUGGAGGUUAUGCUCAGUGUGCCUAAGAGAGCCAAUGAUGCCAUGCACCUCAGUAUGCUGGACGGUUUCGAUGAGAACAUCGAGUCUCAGGGUGAGUUGAUCCUGCAGGAGUCCUUCCAUGUUUGGGAUCCCAAGACUUUGAUCCGUAAGGGCAGAGAGCGGCAUCUCUUCCUGUUUGAGAUGUCCCUGAUCUUCAGCAAGGAUGUCAAAGACUCCAAUGGCAGGAGCAAGUACCUCUAUAAGAGCAAGCUCAUGACCUUAGAUCUGGGAGUGACUGAACAUGUGGAAGGGGAUCCAUGUAAAUUUGCACUCUGGGUUGGACGGACACCUGCCUCAGACAACAAAAUCGUUUUAAAGGCUUCCUGUAUUGAAAACAAACAGGAGUGGAUCAAACAUGUUCGUGAAGUCAUUCAGGAACGUACCAUCCAUUUACGGGGGGCGCUCAAGGAGCCAAUACACAUUCCCAAAGCUUCUGCAGCCAAACACAAGGGCAAACGGGAUGGAGAGGAUUUAGACAGCCAGGGUGAUGCAAGCAGUCAGCCAGACACCAUCUCCAUCGCCUCCCGUACCUCUCAGAACACAUUGGAUAGCGACAAGUUGUCCGGCGGUUCUGAGUUGACCGUGGUCAUCCAUGACUUUAUGGCCAGCAACGGAUCAGAGUUGACUGUACGUAGAGGUCAGACGGUGGAGCUGGUGGAAAGACCCCAGGACAAGCCCGAAUGGUGUUUGGUCCGCACCACCGACCGCUCUCCGGCACAGGAGGGCCUGGUGCCCAGCUCGGUGCUCUGCAUCGCUCACUCCCGCAGCAGCAUUGAGAUGGAGGGCAUUUUCAACCAUAAAGACACUCUAUCAGUGUCGAGUAAUGAAGGAGUUUUGUCAGGCAGUGCCACACUGCAGCCGGGUCACCUGCACAGCUCUCCUGGACCCAAGAGGCACGGAAACACCCUGCGCAAGUGGCUGACCAGCCCUGUCAGACGGCUAAGCAGCGGCAAAGCAGACGGCCAUGUCAAAAAACUUGCACACAAGCACAAGAAAAGCCGAGACGUCCGUAAGAACACAGAGGCUGGCUCACAGAAAGACUCUGAUGACAACGCCGCCACACCGCAGGAUGAGACCUUUGAAGAGAGGAUGAGAAACGAAGGAUUGAGCAGCGGGACUCUGUCAAAGUCUUCCUCCUCUGGGAUGCAGAGCUGUGGUGAGGAGGAGGGAGAGGAAGGGCCAGAUUCUGUUCCCCUGCCGCCCCCAAUGGCCAUCCAACAGCACAGUCUUCUGCACCAGGACUCACAGGAGGACAAGGCUCGUCUGUCCGGACGUCCCAGCAGCUCAGAUACACCGAGUGCGGCUGAGCUGGUUAGUGCCAUCGAAGAACUCGUGAAGAGUAAAAUGAAUCUAGAGGACAGGCCCAUUUCUCUCCCUGUCCAACAGGGCAACAGCAGUAGCCCCGCCUGCAACCCCUUAGAGAACUCCCUCCUGUCCUCCUCGUCUCCCAUCGAUGAGCUGGACGAACGCAAGACUGGCUUCCUCAAGAGACGACACUAUGUUCUGCUGGAGCUGGUGGAAACAGAGAGAGAUUAUGUGAGAGACCUUGGUGCCGUUGUGGAGGGAUACAUGAGCAGAAUGAAGGAGGAGGGUGUUCCAGACGACAUGAAGGGAAAAGACAAGAUCGUCUUUGGAAACAUUUACCAGAUUUAUGAAUGGCAUAAAGACUUUUUUCUUGCGGAACUGGAAAAGUGCUUGGAGGAUCCUGAUCGACUCGCACCGCUGUUUAUCAGACAAGAAAGAAGAUUGCACAUGUACAUUGUCUACUGUCAAAACAAGCCCAAAUCAGAGCACAUUGUUUCUGAGUAUAUCGACACGUAUUUUGAUGAUCUGAAGCAGAGGUUGGGUCACAGACUACAGAUCACAGAUCUGCUGAUCAAACCCGUGCAGAGGAUCAUGAAGUACCAGCUUCUACUGAAGGAUUUCCUCAAGUUCUCCAAAAAGGCUGGCUUGGACACUAUAGAACUAGAGAAAGCAGUAGAGGUCAUGUGUGUUGUUCCUAAACGCUGCAAUGACAUGAUGAAUGUCGGACGCCUCCAGGGCUUCGAUGGUAAGAUCGUAGCCCAGGGUCGACUGCUUCUCCAGGACACUUUCAUGGUCUCGGACCAGGACGGUGGUCUUCUUGCCCGCAUGAAGGAGAGGCGAGUCUUCCUCUUUGAGCAGAUAGUUAUCUUCAGUGAACCUCUGGAUAAGAAGAAGGGAUUCUCCAUGCCAGGCUAUCUGUUUAAGAACAGCAUAAAAGUCAGUUGGUUGGGUCUAGAAGAGAGUCCUGACAAUGACCCUUGUAAAUUUAUUUUGACGUCGAGAUCAUCGUCUGGCAGUACAGAACACUAUGUCAUCCACUCCUCCAACCGGCUGGUUUGCCAGGCCUGGAUCCAGCAGAUCAGCAGCAUCCUGGAGAACCAGAGAAACUUCCUCAAUGCACUAACUUCACCCAUUGAAUACCAACGGAACCAUGUUGGGGCGAGCGGUCUGGGUGGCCCCAGCAGCAGCGGGCUCCCCGGAGGCAGCAGCAGCUCAGCCAUGGGCCCCGGCUGCGGUUCCCGAUCCCGAACCUCCAGAAUCCCUCAACCAUCCUCACGUCUCCCCCAGCAUGUUCAGCACCACCACGCCCCCGCCCCAGACGACCGCACAUCAGGUACGUGCCCCCUCCCUGACCAGGACGUUAACGGCGAGGUCCCCAGAAUGCGGGUCCUCGAGAGUCCUCUGAAGGAGUCACGUGAGGAGACCCCCAUCCCGAGAGCCACAGUCGCUCCCCUGUCUCUGUCUCCAGCAAAGCCCCGUCUUGGGGCGCCCUCGCCCGUUCUCUCCCCCUCUAACCAUCAGAACUUCACAUCCUUUACGACAAGCGUCCCGGCUCAGAAGGUCUCACCGUUUUGGGCCUCGAUGCCAAUCUCGCCCACUGGCAGGCCCUGCUCGUACACAGAGCAGAGCGAUACGCAGAGUCGCGUCCAGAGUCAGAACCGCCGGCACUCGGCUCACAGUAAGGAGCUGGACCGCAUCAGUACCUGUUCGUCCACCAGCGAGCACUCCACUCACAGCAAUGGGAGUGAAAACAGCAGCAGCAGCAGUGUGUCCACCAUGUUGGUGACUCAGGACUAUGUGGCUCUAAAGGAGGAUGAGAUCAGUGUAUAUCAAGGAGAGGUUGUGCAGAUAUUGGCCUCCAAUCAGCAGAACAUGUUUCUGGUUUUCCGUGCCGCCACAGAACAAGGCCCAGCGGCCGAGGGCUGGAUCCCCGGCUACGUUCUGGGUCACACCUCCACCAUCAUCCCUGACUACCCCGACGGAACCCUCAAGAAGUCUUCAUCAUGGCACACAGCCCUCCGCAUCAGGCGAAAGUCCGAAAAGAGAGACAAAGAGGCCAGGAAGGAGAGCAUACCGGAAAACGGCUAUCGCAAGUCUCGAGAUGCACAAGCUAAUAAAGUUUCUGUAAAGGUCAGCUUUAAACAGGAAGUGAUCCAUUCUGUAAUACAUUUUUUAAUAGCUUUAGUGUUUAAAUUAGAGACAUUACAAUGUUGGUCAUCUUAUUUUUUGCAGCUUUUGAAUCCCAACUACAUAUAUGAUGUUCCCCCAGAGUUUGUGGUCCCUUUGAGCGAGGUGAUGUGUGAGAGGGGUGACAGCGUGACUCUCCGCUGUAAGAUCUGUGGGCAGCCAAAAGCCUCGGUCUCCUGGAGAGGACCUGACCAGAGCACUCUGAGCAAUGGCAGCAGAUACACUCUCACGAACAGCGAAACAGGUGAUAUGACCCUGAAUAUCUCACCUGUCACAUUGGACGACAGUGGUACCUACACCUGCAUAGCCUCCAAUGACGUGGGCUCAGUGACAUCAUCAGCCUACCUCAGAGUGCUCGGCAAUUGUGACGGCAUCCUCUGGAAGGAUAACUUUGAGUCCCUCUACACUGAGGUCAUGGAACUGGGGAGGGGCAGGUUUGCUGUCACUAAGUGGUGUGAGCAGAGAGGGAACAGACGGUCUGUGGCCGCUAAGCUUGUAAAUAAGAAGCUAAUGCGUCGAGAGCAGGUGGUUCAGGAGCUGGGCGUCCUACAGUGUCUUCAGCAUCCUCACCUGGUGGCUCUGCUGGACACCUAUGAGACCCCAGCCAGUUACAUUCUCAUCCUGGACAUUGCCGAUCAAGGUCGUCUUCUGGAUUACAUAGUUAGCUGGGGGAACCUGACUGAAGAGAAAGUGACUCUUUACCUGCGGGAUAUUUUAGAAGCUUUACAUUACCUUCAUGCAUGCAGAUUAGCUCAUCUGGACUUGAAGCCUGAAAACGUUGUGAUCGAGCAUACUUCAACCCAGCCUCUCGUCAAACUGACGGACUUCGGUGAUGCGGCUCAUCUCUCCAGCGCCCCCUACAUCCACCCUCUGCUGGGCAGCCCUGAGUUCUCUGCCCCUGAGCUGGUCUUGGGUGAACCGGCAGCUCUAGUUUCUGACCUGUGGAGUCUGGGUGUGCUGGCGUAUGUGAUGCUCAGCGGGGCGUCCCCGUUCCUGGAUGAAAGCGUCGAGGAGACCUGUCUGAACAUCUGCCGCCUCGACUACAGCUUCCCGGAGGACUAUUUCUAUGGCGUGAGCCAGGCGGCGCGGGACUUCAUCCGCGUUCUACUGCAGGUUGAACCAUGCAGACGGCCCACUGCGCAGGUUUGCCUGCAGGAGGAACCCUGGCUGCAGCCAAACGUGGCAUCAAGCUCAGCUCGCCUCGACACUUCCAGACUCAUCUCUUUUAUAGAGCGCCGGAAACAUCAGAAUGAUCUGCGGCCCAUAGCCACCCUCAAAGCCUUUCUGCACGGCCGUCUCCUUAGCCAAACAUGAGAUAAUGCAACCUUCCAGACAGGAAAAAUAGAGUUGAAAUUUCCCACCUCCUACUUAAAUGAGUUCCAGUUAAUCAUACAUCACAUCAAAUGUAAACAAAACAUGAAAAAUGUAACGAAGUCUGAUAAUGAAAGACAAAAUUUACUACAGUAAAAAUAACAAUCAAAAACAGUAAUAAGUAAAAUGAUUACAUAGAAAAAAGUUUAAAAAAAAAUUCACACAUUUUUGAAUAAUUGGAAUAAAACAAAACUAUGAUAUAACAGAUUUUUUUUAAACUUACAAAAAUCUAAACUAUUUUAAGUUCUAGCAUCUUUAAAGUAGCUUUGCUUAAAAUUUGCAAAAUUGUCCUCUUUCCAUUUAUUAUACAGGGGCCGUAUUCACGAAACUGUUCUUAAAAGAUUGUUCUUAAAAUAAAUUAUAGGAAGUGUGUAAGAAUGUUCUUUCCUAAGAAGUUUUCAAAUAUUUUAACUUAUAAUGAAACUACAUGCUUUGUAAAUCAAUCUUGAGAAAAUACAAAACAUUUCAAUUUUUUUUUCUUAAAUUAGAAUUUAAGAAAAAAAUAUGGCAGUUAACAAGGAAUUUCUUCUUAAAAAUGUUUUGUGAAUCAAGCCCCAGCUCCUUAAUUAUUUGGUACAAGUCAUCCUUUUAAAUAAAUAAACAACAUCUUUGUUUUCUAAUUAGGGAAAUUACAUUGCUGACACAAUUUUAUUUUUCAUCUACAGAAGUGACAUUUGCAAAAGCAUUUACACACACAUUCAAAUUAAAAGAUCAUGAGAAUCGUUUCAGUCAAGUGUUUCAAAACUUCUGACCAAAGUGUGUAUGAAAUAUUAACUUAUUUGACUUUGACACAUUUUUCCAGUGGUCCUUUUCAAGUAGGAAGUGGGAGAAUUUCCAAAUUCACAAACUGUCUGGAACGCAUCAUAAACAUAGAAUGCAUUUGUGUUUUCCUUGUUUAGUCUGGAGGAAAGUCCACAAAGAACAAACCAUGAUAUAUUUUGGUUACAAAAUCUGUGGUGUAACGGCAGUUUCACAUUCUCUUGAAGCGCGGAGUGAAUAAUAAUGAAGUCUGGUGAAAAUACAGAAGAGAAUAUAAAUAAAUAUUCUGAAAUCUCAUCCUGGCUUUAGAGCCACAAUGUUGAAAUGGUUCCUGUUUUACUGCUGCUGACAAAACUCUGAAGUCCCCUUCCCUACCCUUCAAAAAAAAGUAUAAAAAAUACAUUUCUUGUUUUCUUUCUUUCUAUGGACGACAGAAAAUGUGAAUUAAUAAGGGAGGGCUCUUUUGUUGUCGAUUUGUUAUUUUGAAGGUUAUGUUUCCUGAGCCAGUAAGGUUUAGCUUUUUGUUUAGACAGUAUUUCAAUCAGGUUGUUUCAGUGGAGUACUGUAAUUUUAAUAGUUACAUUCAGGAAGGAUGCAUUUUGUACAAACCCUGUAUAGAAGCACAGUAAAGAUGAUUUCUUUACCCUGAACGUUUUGGAGAAAGCUUAUAUGAAGAAACGGAUAUUGGUUCAAUUUUGACAUUCAUCUCAAGAUCAUUUUAGCUGUGCACAACGUUUCAGGUUCGAUAAUCGUACAGUCAUAUUCGAAAUCUGAAGCAACUUAUUUACCAGCUGCAGCUCUUCCGACAAGAAGAGAAAAAGAGAAACGCUUCGUUCAAAAUCACAUGUCUCAGUUCAGCCUUAUGUUGUAAAUAAACUGGAGCUUCAUUCGAGUUCGUUUGCAGUGUUUCCACUGGCUGGACGUCACCUUUGACCGAUACGAGUACGAAGUGGAAAGCCGCCGAAAACAGGAGUUUUGGUACUCUUUGUAAUUUGUUGAGAUUUCUAUGUGCAAUGUUGGGGCUUUAACAUUUUGCAGAUAUUUAUAAUAAUUCGUGUUCAAUUGUUAAGUACACGUGUCGGCCACUGCAAGUUGAGAUGUUAUGAUGUGUCCGUGGCUCUUUUGCCGAGUUCUCUGUGUUCAGUAUUAUUUUGUAAGCUUAAAGCCUCAUUAGUAAAAAUCGCUUGUGUCUUCGUCACACUUCCGUUAUGAAUGUCGUCAUUGAUUUGUAUUGUUAAACCAAAGUUAAACGACUCUUCUCCCUGUUUGGUGAUUUAUCAUUUUUGUACCAAUAAGUUAUGAAUGCAGUUAUGACUCCUUAAGCGGGAGUUGACCCGUAUUGAUUGUUGAUUUAUUUAUUGUGUCUCGUUCGGUUUUUCUUAAUCGAAUUGAAGUCAGUUGUGCUUCAUAUUGUCGAAUUGUAACACGUUUUUAUUUCCAUUUCUGCUCGUUGCAGCAGUCGAUUAUUAAAGUAAGUUUGCAUGACUAAAUGACAAUUAAUAUUCCAUUCCGACCACAAUUUUUUGUUUCAGUUCACUCUGGGUUAAAUAUAAUGUACUGUAUUAUUGGUUGUACAAGAAGAAGGAUCUCGGUCAACAAUGACCAAAAUAGCGACCGCGGUGACUAUUUGCAAUUUACUGGUUAAAAAGUCGAGGUUAAUAAUUUGAUCAGUAUGUUUCAUUUUUCAACUGUAGGCCUAUUUAAGUUAGCUUAUAAUGUAUAGAUGUACAGACACCACGAAACCUGAACGUAGCUACACCCUGUUUUUUACACAAGUCUAAUGUCAUUUUGAAUGUUUUUGACGAUUAUUUUUGCAUGUAUAUUUCUUUGUACAGAAACCAUACCUGUUUGCACAUUCUGUGCUGUACAUACGUUACUUUGCCCUCAGUUAUUUUUGAGAUUAAACAUCGGAAACAUUUUAUUGGUA